UAUUCAUUUAUUUAAAAGAAAUUAAAAUAACUCCCGACUUCUUAUUUAAUGAGUGAUCUUUUAGUUCGUUAGUUCAGUGAUUGGUAUCGCAGAAUGGAAGCUGAUUCAACUACUUUGGACACCAGUCCGAAGGAUUCAAGUUUUGAGCCAGUUUUCCCUUUCCCCAUUAGCCCAGGGAACAACCAGCUCUACAGCACUUUUUCAACGCACAGUGGUGAAAGGAGUCUCGAGUGGCAGAUUAUUGAGAAGCUGCAAGCACAUAGACUUCUGCCCAAAACAGUGAAGUGCCCCACAGGGAAGGCAGAGUGCAGAGUGGUGUGCAAAAACGCCAGAGUUAUUGAUAGAGUCCAAUGGGUGUGUGAGGCAUGUGGGACUCGGCAGCCGGUGCGCCUUGGCUCAUUCUUCAUGAAGCUGCAGUGCUCCCUGCUGCAAGCUCUGCAAAUCAUCCUGGCGUGGAGCGAGGAUGCUGACAUCACGCAGGCUGCACAGCACUUUGGAGUGAAAGAUCGCGUAGCAAUCGCCAUCUACAACAAAAUGGAUGACCUGGCCAUCAAGGCGCAGAUGAAGGACCUGCUGGGCGGCGAGAACAGUGUGGUGCUCGCUGAGAUGUACCCGGACUGCGUCAACAGGUUGUCUCCUGACACCACAGACACGCCACAUGUUCAUAGGAUACUUAUGCUGGCAGACACUAAUCACAUACCUACUCGUUACUGGCUGCACGUCGUAAAAGAGGACAAUAAGAAAACACCAGCAAAUAGGUCAUUGGAUUCAGAGCAUCUGAGAGCAAUAGUAGAAGAGGUGGUGAAAAAGGCCACGCUACCCAAUUCAAUAAUAGUGACCGGGAACAGUGUACCCGCGAUAGAGGGCGCCUCCUCCUUACAACAGCUGCUGCAGCACUGCGAUGCCGAUAUGCAACAUUUUCUGACGUCACGCAUUUGGCGCGGCGCGGUGACGCUGAUGGCUGCGGCCCGCGAGCUGUGCGCGGGCGCCGGCGCGGGAGCGGGCGCGGCGUGGUGCGCGGGCGCGGCGCAGCGCUACGUGCGCGCGGCGCUGUACCGCGGCGCGCGCGCAGACCUGUUCGCGCACGCGCUGCAGCUUAUCGCCGAUGACACAGAACACAAGUUGGAAUGAUACAUUAGUGCCGGC
This is a messenger RNA of Cydia amplana, 1146 nucleotides long. RefSeq lists its product as uncharacterized. The record is from RefSeq and is a predicted model, not a curated record. The coding region runs from base 94 to 1131 and encodes 345 amino acids. NCBI's taxonomy places the organism in Eukaryota, Metazoa, Arthropoda, Insecta, Lepidoptera, Tortricidae. The transcript is spliced from 7 exons.